This is a messenger RNA of Salvia hispanica, 1851 nucleotides long. Its product is annotated as clathrin interactor EPSIN 1-like. The record is from RefSeq and is a predicted model, not a curated record. Gene Ontology annotation, molecular function: clathrin binding; phospholipid binding. NCBI's taxonomy places the organism in Eukaryota, Viridiplantae, Streptophyta, Magnoliopsida, Lamiales, Lamiaceae. Gene Ontology annotation, biological process: endocytosis. Gene Ontology annotation, cellular component: endosome; clathrin vesicle coat; plasma membrane.
UCGUCGCCGAGCAGCCAUGGAUUUUAUGAAGGUCUUCGAUCAAACAGUUAAAGAGAUAAAGAGGGAGGUGAAUUUGAAGGUGUUGAAGGUUCCAGAGAUCGAGCAGAAGGUGUUGGAUGCAACGGAUGAUGAACCUUGGGGUCCUCAUGGCACAAUAUUGGCAGAGAUAGCUCAGGGCACAAAGAAAUACUCUGAGUGCCAGAUGAUUAUGAAUGUUCUUUGGACUAGACUGGCUGAGACCGGCAAAAAUUGGCGCGCUGUCUACAAGUCUUUGUCUGUUAUAGAGUAUCUUGUGGCACAUGGAUCUGAACGUGCUGUCGAUGAAAUAGUAGAGCAUACUUAUCAGAUAGCGUCUCUGUCAAGUUUUGAGUAUGUUGACCCAAGUGGAAAGGAUAACGGAAUAAAUGUGAGAAAAAAAUCUGAAACCAUAGCGGCUCUUCUAAACGACAAAGAUAAAAUACAAGAAGCAAGGAAUAAAGCGGCUGUCAAUCGUGAUAAGUAUAUUGGACUCUCAUCAUCUGGACUUGCAUGCAAGUCAGCUGCAGCCUCAGUCAGUAACAGUAACUAUAGGAGUAGCGAUCCAUAUCGAGGUUAUAGUAAUGCACGAGAUGUUUAUGCAUCUAAAGAUAGUGAAGACAAAUAUUAUAAACCAACCAAAUCAAGGAGAGAGCCCUCUCACUCUGGCAGCAAGAAACAAGGUUCUCCUGUCGCUGGUGCAUCAAAAAAAUCUUCCACAACCAGUAAGACUAACAUACAAACUUCAAGUUCAAAAAAUACCCCAUCAAACAAAUAUGAUGACGAGUUUGAUGAUUUUGAUCCACGGGGAGUUUCAAGUGCUAAACCUUCAGCUGGAAGUAGCCCAGUGGAUCUUUUUGCACAAGACUUUGUUUCUUUUUCGGAUGAACCAGUAUCUCUUCCAACAGAUAAUUCAACCACGUUGGGAAAUAAUUCAUCAGAAGUUGAUCUAUUUGCUGAUGCUGAUUUUGUAUCAGCAGAGCCUGUACCGGUUUCAGGGAAAUUUCCUGGAUCUCAAACCAAUGUUGAUGAUCUAUUUGCUUCCCAGCCUGCUCCUGCUGUUUCCACAACGAUGGAUUUUUUUGCUUCCCAGCCUGCUCCAGCUGCUUCCACCACAACAAUGGAUCUUUUUGCUGAUCCAGAUCCAGCCUCUAAACCUGAUGCAGCUAGUAGCACCUUCGAUCCGUUUGCAGCCAUUCCAUUGAGCGAGUUUGACACAGAUACUUUGCCAAUAGCUUCUGGUCAACACUUUCCUGAUGACGGUUUUCAUGCGAAAACUAAUUGUACUUCCGUUGACACCAACCCCGCACCCAAGAAGGACGCAUUUCAAGUAAAAUCUGGAAUAUGGUCAGAUUCCUUGAAUCGCGGGUUGAUUGAUCUAAACAUAACUGGACCCAAGAAGGUCAACUUAACAGACAUUGGCAUAGUUGGUGGAUUGACAGAUGGAUCAGAGUCGAAAGACAAGGGACCUCUGCCUUCGUUCAACAUGGGAAUAGCCAUGGGCGUCGCAUCCGGAGUAACUACACCCAGCAUCACAUCCGGAGGAACUACACCUGAGCGAUCAAAACCAAUAUCUGCACUAACAUUGGACGACGAUUUCUUCUCCAGUUUAAGCAGCCAGCAACACUAGAUUCCCAAGCUUUCAAAAAUGAGUUACUCUGCUACUUGAGUUUAGUAUUUAUUUCGUAAAAUUUUCAGCAUCGGUUUGGAUGCUAGAGAAGAUUGUUUACGUUUUUUUGUUCUGUUUGUGUAUGGUUGAUUGCUGGUGGCCUGCUGCCAACCAAGGUUGGUAGGAAAUAUUUCAUGAAUAAAAGGCUAUAAGUGAUUAAACAUUAA